AUGGGGAGAAUUGAGAAGCUGCCUGGCUCGAAGCACGAGCCUACCAAGUCUGCUGCUUUACGAGCUUUUGCUGAAUCCGCGAAUACUAUUCCGAUACCUGAAUUACCUAAGCACCUAUCGAGUUUUCCCCGCCGAUGGCCGUUCCCGAGAGGAGAUCUUUACAACUGGAUUCACGUACUCAAUCGAUUUGAUGACAUACUAGCUCGAGUAAUUAGUCAAUAUGGUCUUGACAAAGGGCCUCAGACAGUCCCUUUUGAUCGGAGAUUUCUUAUUGACGAGUAUGUUGCUGCUGAAGUAGCACCAACUAAGGAAGAGUGUGUAGCCAAACUAGAUACUCUUGGGUUUGGAAUCGAAGGCGAUAGAGAAUUAGUGGAGUCAAUACUAGACUUCUCACGGCUGCUCCUAGAAAAAUGUGGGAACCGGAGUUUGUACAACAGUAGUGAGCGAUUGAACGACCUUUUAUACACGUCCUCGCUUUCUAUGCUCCAAUGUACUCUUCGAAUUGGUGUCUGUCUAGCACAACGAUACUAUUCCAGACAACGAACGACCAACAGCUCCCAUUUUCACCAGAGCCUCUUGACGACCCAUUAUAAUAUCGAACUAGAGCGUGUUCAGAAGCUUGCUGCGCCCUUUCCUCGUCCACAAUUUUCCGGAAAGCCUACAGAUGUUCUGGGGUCUGGAAAAGGCAAAGAAAAGGCACAUUCUCAUACGGUGUCGUCGGGGAGCUGCAACGCCAAUAAUUUAAUCAGCUUGACCCGAGAUGUCACGCCCGAGAAGCCGGAGAGUGAGAUUCUCCCUGACAAUGGCGUUGGAACUAGCGACUGGGAGGGCUGGGGCAAUGUUCGCCUAUCUUACUAUCUCAGAGAUCCAGAACAUGUUCAAGAAUCCUCUGGGCUGGGAAGUCGGGUACAAAGCUCCCAAGUUCCCAUGACCCCCACCCCUAUCCGCCGACAUUCUGGAAACAUAGGUUCUAGGUUUGGCCGCGACUCCACUUUGAUAGAAUCCCCCUCCGUUAUCUCACCAUCGCCAACCACGAAGACUGAUGAUGUUUCGCGUGGAAUGACUGUAUUAGAGCUAUCAAGUUUUGAGAUAGUGUCCCGUGGAAUAGAAGAAGUGGUGAAGCAAUACGGAGAAAAUCUCCCUAAAGACUCGACAUAUGAACUAUUAAACCGUGUGCGCAUAGCAUAUGCACUUGCAAAGUCUUUUGAGACAAGACAGCAGAUCCUUGCUAUUAGGAUUCUGGCAAUCACCAAUUUAGCAUACAUUUAUCCGGAAUCCAUGUUUCAACAGAAGAUAUUGCAGCAAGACUCGGAUGAACCUAAACGUCUUCAAAUCGCUUAUCAGCUUGCAGAGUUUGUACACCUCGGCGUCGCUGGUGAUAUUAGUGCUUCUGGACUUAAUCAAACUUUCGCUCUUGGCUGCCUUGAUGCUCUGGCUCGACAUAAAUCCAAAGCUGCAGAUAUUUGUGCUGCGCUUAAUGUCAAUGUAAACCAUGGAAUUUUGAUGUUUGUCAUUCGUAAAACUGUCUCAGAUCUCGGUACAAGCGACGAAGAUGACGAUAAUUAUGACAGCGACGACUGGCGGGAUGCCCUAUUUUCACUGCUGCGGACACUUCCGAACUCUGGAGCCAGGACGCCUGAGACUCUGGUUUCAGCCGGUUUGAUUCCGAUGUUGGUUGAUAUUCUCAACCUUCGAACUGAGAAGGCCCGCCGUGUGUACCCUAGGGUAAUGGAGUUCCUCGACACUUACGUCCACCCUGUCCGAGACUCUUUGGCGACAUUGGCAUCUGCCCGUGGGUUUGAUGCUUUAUCUAACCUCAUUUCGUUUGAGUCUAAGUCGGCCUUCGACCUCGUCCAAGAAGGCAGAGGAAUUCCCGAGGAAUAUAAAACUGCGCUUACUGACUAUCGGAUACCUUACCUCCAUCAACAGUCACUGCGGUGGCUGUUCAAAUUCGUCAAUCAUGUUAUGCAGCACAACACCAGUGGGUUUGAGCGUCUGCUCCGGAAUUUGAUUGAUUCACCGCCCUUGUUAGAGGCCCUUCGUUUGGUACUGGAACAUUCAAAUGUUUUUGGCUCACAUGUUUGGAGUGGGGCUGUGAAUGUCAUGGCUCAUUUCAUCCACAACGAACCAACCAGUUAUGCAGUGAUCGCCGAAGCUGGGUUGAGCAAAUCGCUAUUAGAAGCUAUUACCGCUUCUCCUAUGAAAGUCCAGCCUACAGAAGAUGGCAAAAAUUCCCCCUAUUUUCUUCCUUCUGAUACCGAGGCGGAUCCAAAAGCUCUUGUCACUCAGCUAAUCACCUCACCAACGUCUAAAGGAUCGGAUGGUAUCUUGCCUUCUUCUGAGGCGAUUAUCUGCAUACCCCUCGCAUUUAGCGCUAUAUGCUUAAAUUCAACUGGCUUGGAGCUAUUCGAAUCUUCAAGUGCCCUAGACAGAUUCUUCGAUGUUUUCGAAAAUCCUGCCCACGUAAAGUGCAUGAAAGGUGACCCCAACCUUCUUCGAGCCCUAGGCAGCUCGUUUGACGAGCUUGUAAGGCAUCACCCACGCUUAAAGAAACCAGUGACUAGUGCAAUUAUACGUAUGGUUGCAAGAAUGCGCAUUCUCAUGGCCACUAAAGCUUGGGAGCACGGCGCUGGUGUGAAGCUGUGGUACGAUGAAGGUGAUAAAAAGCUGUUCUCUGGUGGCUUAGCAUCUGUUGUCACCGAGGUUGGCGCCCCAUUUACCCAGGAUCUUGAGGCUCUGCGGGCCUCAGCGAUAACUUACAUGGGUGAAAUGGGGCCUUCCGCGAAUGACCUACCUGCACAUUCCUAUGGAGAUGUGAUCGGGGGCCCCCAUGUGCAACAAUGGAUGCUGACUUCUGAUGAAGACAGCGAUGGUCUCGGAGUGGUCGACUAUCUUACUCCAGUACUAGGGUUUUUGACCGCCUUCUUUGAAAACCAGAAUAUGUGCUCCAAUUUUAUCGAGUUCGGAGGGGUGGAAUAUGUACUUGAUUUUGCGACCUUACCAAGCAUUCCUUCUAGUUUUCAGAUUGGUUCAGUUUGCCCUCAGCUGUCGCAAGUCAUUAAAGUUAUGGCUGAGACGAAGCCACAUCUCGUUCUACCCUCAGUGGUUCAUCGUUCCCAAAAGGUACUUGACAGACUAAGCCCAUUUUAUGAGACGUGGCAUCCGGAUGGUUUCUUUUCUCCCUUGACUUGUGCCUCGCCUACGGAUAUUCCGGAUGAGUACGACGUGAAGCUGAAAGGUACUUACUACGUGAAACACCUUGUUGCCAUGGGUAUACACACAGAUAUCCUACGCGAAAUUUAUGCUCCCCCUGUAUAUCCUAUCCGACCCAGCCAGCAAAUCUCCCCAUUCGUCCAGACCAAUUUAGCAGAUAGAUAUGCGAAACUUGUUCAGGGUUUAGGUCGUCUUCAAGCGGCAUGCGUUUGGGAAGAGAUAAUCAUGCAAAAAAAUAUGCCAGAAGAGUGGAAUGAAGCGACAAGAAUGGGUCCCCUACCAGGGCUAAGCGAUGUUUUCGGGGGUCCUCGUACUUUUCGACCUACGCCAGCGGCCGAUAGCACUGAAUCCACGGCUGCGAAAGAGAAUUCAGAGCCACUACCGAAAGGAUCUGAAAAUUGGGCAACAUGCCACAAUACUAGGGUCCUUCGUUAUGUAGUCGGCACUUUACCGCUGGCGAUCACGGGUGUUUACCAGCUACUGGGGCAUGGCCUUACAAGUAAACGGAGAAUGGAUACGUAUCAACGUCAAAAAGCGAUGAAAGUUGCUGAAGCCAUGGCCUCUGCAAUUGCCGGCAAUCUGAGAGAAGCGAGUGACGCUGACAUGAAGGAUCGGUUCUCAUAUCUCAUCGUUAUAUUAUCCUCACUCUCACAACUAGUUUUUGAUACCGCGAAAGAUCGUCCGCAUUCGCAUUGCUUAACGAUAGUUUUGAAUGCAUUCAAGAAACUCGACGGGUUACAGACCCUGAAAGGCUUGGCCGAUAUUUUCUUGGUUCAGAUCAAGACUUUGACAAGCAAGGCAAAGGACAGUCCUAAUGAGCUGCCAGCCCAGUUAGCCCCAGUUUGUGGUUGCAUUAAGCUCAUUUUGACUUUCUUUUCAGAAAUGACGUCGGCACGUUAUAUUAUUGAUUCCGCCCAGACUCAAGCAUUGGCAACGGAAGGGCAUAGAGAUCGACCAGAUUCUUUUACGCCAUCCCAAUUUCUGGUUGAGUUGCGGAUGGAAGCGCUGCCGUUGGUUCAAAAAAUGUGGGGCUCUGAUUUUAUUGAUGAUGCAUCAAGCUCGAUGGUGAAAAGCCUCAUCGAGAUCCUCCGCUCUGUUCUAGAAGGAGAGUAUGAAACUGGAGCAUUUCGCCGCGGUGAUGUUCCUCCCAUAGCCGGAACACCUACCCCUAGAACUUUUGCUUUUCAUGUCGGUCGCCUUGGCUAUCUCACAGAAAAAGGCUACGACGAGAACCUCGUGAUGGAGGCGUUGUAUCGUUGCAACAACUCCCUAUCUUCUGCGGAAGAAUACUGUACUGCAUAUAAAGGCUUCAGGCCUCCCGCUAGGCUCCCUGUUCCCUCAUCUGAUAUUGAACCGACUUCAAGGGUGACGGGCCCCUCGCAAGCUGAGGGCCUAUUUGGCACCCCUACGCAAAGCCAAGCCGCGAGAUCCGAUGGCUCUCCGUCGUCUGCUUUUGAUGAAGCUUACGAAGGCCCAAUUGAAGCCCUUCUUGAUGUAAUACAAGGUACAUCUGUAAACCCACCCCCUCCACCACCACAACCAAGCGAUUCGACGGACUCAGAAAAUAUGCAAGAUGACCAAAUUACGGCGAACACCUCAGCUUUACAGAGUACUAGAAGAACAUCGACACCGAAGCGCCGAGAUGUGGUCACUGUCGAAGAUUUGGAUAGUGAGCGCGAGAAGGUGCGCUCCAAUUUGAUUGAAAGGUGCUUGGAAGUUUUGAAUCUUCAUCACGACGUUACUUUCGAACUUGCAGAUCUCAUAAAUGCUGCUACAAAACUCCGUGAUGUCACGUUAUUCCGCAAAGAAAUUGGAGAAACCUUGAUACAUUCUCUUAUCUCUCUUCAGAUGGAGGAGAACUUCCAGUCCGGGGGACAAAAGAUAGCUGCAUAUGCGAAUCUGCUUGCCUUGGUUCUUCAAGAUAAAAACGUCUAUGAAGCUACGUUGGACCAAUUGAAGGAAAAUUUUUCACUUCUUUUAGGUUUUAUCACAAUUCCACAGUCCAAUGCCGAGAAGUCUACAGGAGAGGCCUGCCCAUGGAUUGGCCAGGUCCUUUUGAUCCUUGAAAGAAUUCUAUCGGACGAUGAGCAACCAGAAGAAAUUUCAUGGAUAUUUCCAAAUGUAGAAAACGCUGUUCCGGACCCUCCUGAGGAGGGACAGGGGCCUUUAAUUGCAAAUGAAUCCAAGAUGGAGCUUUUUGAAUCUAUUGUGGAGAUCUUGCCGCGAAUUGGCAAAGAUGACUCUCUCGCGUUAUCCGUCUGUCGAAUUUUUGUGAUACUAACCAGAAAUCGUGAUAUUGCCAUGAAAUUGGGCGAAAAGCGGAAUCUACAACGAUUGUUUGUGAUGAUAAAGCAGCUCGCUGACUCUUCGAACGAUAAAUUGCAAAGUACCUUUCUGCUGAUUUUGCGGCAUAUUAUUGAAGACGAGGAAACAAUUCGUCAAAUUAUGCGAAACGAAAUCGUAGCGAAUUUUGAUUCCCGGUCUCCACGCCAGACUGACACAACUGCCUAUCUCCGCCAGUUUUAUCAUUUAGCUUUGAGGUCUCCAAAAAUAUUUACAGAAGUCACACAAGAAAAACUCAAGCUACCGAGAUAUGACUCACAGCAGAGGCAACAACCUCUAAUGUUGAUACCAGAUCAGAGUGAAGCAGAAUCUGAGCGAGCCGGAAGCCCAUCGGGUGAAGAGAAGGAGGGCGACCCGAGCAAAAAGGAUGAACAUUCUGCUGAACCGUUAGAGAAACCACAUGAGGAAGCAAGUCGCGUGCACGAUGAUUCGAAACUAAAACCAAAGUCUGAACUCAAGCCACCAACAGUGGAACACCCCGAUGGUGUUAUUCAUUACCUUCUUUCUGAGUUACUCUCUUAUCGAGACGUUGACGAUAAAGAAGUUCUGGCACCUUCCACGGAUAAUUCUCCUAAUCAGUCGGGGGAUGUUGAAAUGACUACAACAGACGUACCUCCAACCUCCUCAACCUCCUCAACUCCUUCACGAGCGGCAUCAGCAACUAAGAAACCAGAAAAGCCACAAUUUAAGCCCGAAGAUCACCCAAUAUACAUCUAUCGAUGUUUCCUACUUCAAUGCCUAACGGAGCUUCUUUCAUCUUACAAUCGUACGAAGGUGGAGUUUAUUAACUUCUCGCGUAAGGCUGAUCCGCUUGCUACCACGCCAUCCAAACCACGGUCUGGUGUUCUCAAUUACUUACUUCACUCCCUUAUUCCUGUUGGAACCCUGGAACAUGAUGAGUCUACAAUAUUUAAAAAGAAAAUGAAUACCUCAAACUGGGCUAUGAGAGUGGUAGUCGCACUGUGUUCUAAGACAGGCGAAUUCGGUGGAUCGAAGCGACGUCCCACAAUGGACGAAGAGGAUGAGGCCGAUUUGAUGUUCGUCCGAAGAUUUGUUCUCGAGCAUGCCCUGAGGUCCUAUAAGGAAGCGAAUGUUUCGCAAGAGCGUCUUGACGUAAAGUAUUCACGGCUUAUGUGCUUGGCUGACCUUUUUGAUAAAAUGCUGAGUGGAGCCACAACAUCCGAUGGCUCGGCACCUUAUCCAUCUUCAACUAGAUACAUUGCAAAGAUGAUGUUUGAGAAAAAUUUCAUUUCGGCGUUCACUACCUCAAUUUCGGAUAUCGAUGUUAACUUUCCAUCUUCUAAAAGAGCUGUCAAGUAUAUCCUUCGCCCGCUAAAUAAACUUACUCAGACCGCCGUCUUGCUGAGUGAGGCAGCAUCUAUCGCUGGCGUAAGUACACCAGGUGUUGCCGACGAAGAGGAGAUUUCUUCCGCAACUUCGGUAUCAGACAUAGAUGACGACCGGGAGGAAACCCCUGAUUUAUUCCGCCACUCUACCCUAGGAAUGUUCGAACCAGACCACGAAGAAGAUACAGUAAGUGAAGAGGAAGAGGACGAAGAUGAGAUGUAUGACGAUGAAUACGACGAAGAAAUGGAAUAUGAAGAGGAUAUGCCUGAAAAUGAUGGCGAGGUUGUGAGCGAUGAAGAGCUUGAUGGUCGCGGUCCAAUUGAGGGCAUUCCUGGUGAUGCUCCGAUGGAUAUUGAAGUUCUCAUUGAUAGUGGCGAAGAGGACGAAGAUGAUGACGAUGAGGAUGAAGAUGAAGAUGAAUCUUCUGAUAUGGAUGACGACGAAAUUAUGGCUGGUGAAAUCACUGGAGACCGUGACAAUGAUAGUUUGCAUGACGGUGAUGAUGAUGAUGAAUGGGAAAGUGAAGAAAUGUCCGACGGGGACGAUGUUAACGCUGAAAUUAUGGAUCAAUUGGAGGAUGAUAUGGAAGACAUUGCGCAGGGGGAUCGUCAUGGUGCGCCACCUCACUUUGACGAGUUGUUACGAGUUCUCGAAGGUACAGGGGGCACCGUUCAGCGGAUUGAUGGGGAUCUUGGUCUACAUGCUAGCAUACACGAUGAUAUGAUGGACGAUGAUGAAAUGAAUGAAGAUGAGGAUGAGGAUGAAGAUGUUGAUGAGUUGGAGGAAGAUGCUGAUGACUUUGAUGGCUUUAAUCCCUUUGACGGUGAGUGCCCUUUCGAACUACUUGCUACGCGGUACCUUGAUAUUUAUGCUUCAUUAGAUGACGAGGCGGAUAUGGCGAAUUCACCUUGGGCAUGGGUAGACGAGCUCACUCAUGCGCGCCCUCAGCGAUCCCCAUGGAAUAUUUUUGCCGGCGGGUUCACUGGCGGACGACAUGGUGGUGUUCCUGUUCCAAGUUACCGAACUCACCGCACCCAAAUUGCGGCUCCUCGAAAUGACGACGGCACAAACCCCCUCCUUCACCGCCGCGACCGUCCGACAGACCAACCAGCCAGUAAUGAAGCCUUUAGUGAUUGGGUUCAUGCAAUUGACCCUGCCAGCCAAGGUAGACUUUUGGCUGUGGACAGCCCCAUAACUUUUAUGAAUGCUAUCCUACAAGUUAUUGGCCAGGGAGGUCCCGGCUUUGGGGUUGUUACGCGCGCCGAUGGAUUCCAUCUCCAUAUUGACCGCGAUGCCACUUUACCAAGCCGCCUUCAGGACCUUCUUGGUUUAAGCAGGCCUCAUGCCACUGGCGCUCGUCCUCGCGACGACCCGGCACAAGCCGUAACUUUUAACGUGGCGACUACCACCAGCCGUUGGCAGGAAGAGGCUCGUAUUCUUUUUGGAAAUGGCUAUAUUGACAAAUGCAUGCGUGUCAUGAAUACAAUUUUCAAACUUCUUGUCCCUCCUGCGGUCGAGGAAGGCAAGCUGCGUCAAAAAGAAAUGGAGCGAAUCAAGAAGAGAGAGGAAGAACGGCAAGAAAAAGAACGCCAAGAGCGCAUUGCGAAAGAAGAAGCCGAAAAAGAGCGAAAAAGGAAAGAAGAGGAAGAGGAAGCGUUGCGACAGCAGCAGCAGGAAGCAGAACGUGUGGCGGAAGAGGGCCAUCAGGAACAUGUCGCUGACGAGCCUAUGGAUGAUGCACAAAGUAUGGUAACAUCUCAAGAGCCACAACAACAUACUGGUGAAGACUCUGCUGCAGGCCCGUCUGAAUCUCGCCCCCGUGUCCACACUACAAUCCGUGGCCGACAACUUGACAUCACGGGCAUGGAUAUUGAUCCUGAAUUCCUGGAAGCUAUUCCCGAAGAGUUCCGGGAGGAGGUCAUUAUGCAGCAGCUUGCUGAACAAAGGUCUCAUGCGGUCGCUUCUGGUGAGGAACCAAGCGAAAUCAACCCUGAAUUUCUAGAAGCCUUGCCACCAGAAAUCCGCGAAGAACUUUUGCAGCAAGAAGCGGCGGAUCGUCGUCGUCGUGAAAGAGAGACUGCUCGUCGGCAGGCUGCGGCCAAUGGAACCCCACAUGCCGAAGAAAUGGACCCGGCAAGUUUUAUUGCUACUCUAGAUCCAUCUCUCCGACAAACAGUUUUAGCAGACCAGCCUGAAGAGGUUCUAGCAGCACUUGGCCCUGAAUUUGUCGAUGAAGCCCGAGCCCUUACUGGGAGGCGCUUAACCCAAUUUGAAAUCGGACGAGCUAAUCCACGGUCUCGAGCGGAGGUGUCGCAUCAAACUGAAGGCGCAAAAAAAUCCCAGCGCAAGCAAAUAGUACAAAUGCUCGACAAAGCCGGCGUUGCCACUUUACUACGCCUCAUGUUUAUGCCCUUACAAGGAAACGCCCGACAUCACCUCAAUGAUAUAUUGCACAAUGUUUGCCAGAAUCGCCAAAAUAGAAUAGAGGUUCUAAGUUUACUCCUCUUGAUUUUACAGGAUGGAAGUGCCGACAUUUCUGCUGUUGAGCGCAGCUUCGUCCAACUGUCUCUUAGGGCAAAGACUUCCGCCACCCAAAGAACGCCUCAGUUGAAACGCACGCUAUCCACGCCCAUUCCUGGUUCAAAUGGCGAUGUCACACCUCUGGUAGUAAUCCAACAGUGCUUAGGCGCGUUAUCUUUUCUUACACAGUAUAAUCCACAUAUCGCUUGGUUCUUCCUCACAGAGCACGAAAUGCACACAGCAUUGAAGUUAAAAUCGCUCCGCAAGGGCAAAUCUAAGGAAAGCAGGGCAAAUAAAUUUGCCUUAAACUCUUUGUUAUCCCUUCUGGAUCGCAAGUCAAUAUUGGAUAGCCCAAAUUGCAUGGAGCAACUCUCUGGUCUUUUGAGUAGUAUCACACAGCCACUGACUAUCUUACUGAAGAAAGAAAAGGAGAAACAAGAGGAAGAAUCCAAGGCCAAGGAAGCUGAAGCUGCUAAGGAAAAAGAGGGUACUCGGGGUGGGGAGCCUUCCCCUGAUGAUUCAGCUCAGGGAGACACGGCAAUGACCGAUGUGGCGACUGACCAGGAACGGCUGGAUGUUGAACAGUCGAACAAAUCAGAGUCAAAGGAACCAGGCGACGAGUCAAAGCAAAAGAAACAGCGCAUUCUCGAGCCGCCUGUUGUCCCUGAAUAUAACCUUCGACUGGUUGUCCAUAUUUUAGCUGCCCGGGAAUGUAAUGGCAAAAUUUUCAGGGAAACUCUGUCAACUAUUAAUAACCUAUCCUCAGUUCCCGGUGCCAAAGAGGUUAUUGGUAAGGAAUUAGUUCAACAAGCCCAAGCCCUAAGCCGGUCUAUACUACUGGAUUUAAACGAGCUGGUUCCGUAUAUCGUCCAAGCGAAGAGUGGCACUGAUGUUCAAGGUAUGGCGCUGUCAAAGUUCUCUCCAGCGAGCUCAGAACAGGCUAAACUUCUUCGUGUCCUCACUGCCCUUGAUUACCUUUUUGACCCAGCUAGGGGAGAUAAGGAUAAGGCAAUAGGCAUUGAGGCUGGAAAGGAAGAUUUGCUCAAGGACCUAUAUGAGAGUGCCACUUUCGGACCGUUGUGGAACAAAUUAACCGAAUGUCUCACGACCAUUCGUCAAAAAGAAAAUAUGCUCAAUGUUGCGACUACAUUACUUCCGCUCAUAGAAUCGCUUAUGGUCGUUUGCAAGAAUACCACUUUACGAAAUCUUCCACUUUCUAGACACGGGCGAGAGUUUUCCGUUUCCAGCCCCCCGCCUGAUGCUGGAAUGGAAGGCUUGUUUUUCACUUUUACUGAAGAGCACAGAAAGAUUCUCAAUGAGCUUGUUCGCCAAAAUCCCCGGCUAAUGAGCGGUACAUUUUCGCUCCUAGUUAAGAACCCGAAGGUGCUGGAGUUUGACAACAAGCGGAAUUACUUCAAUCGUCGUAUUCAUUCCCGCGGGUCUGAAGCUAGGCAUCCCCACCCGCCAUUGCAGUUAUCUGUACGCAGAGACCAAGUUUUCCUGGACUCCUUUAAAUCAUUAUAUUUCAAGAGUGCAGAAGAGAUGAAGUAUGGUAAACUUAAUGUGCGUUUCCACGGAGAAGAGGGGGUCGAUGCUGGAGGAGUUACCCGUGAAUGGUUCCAAGUCCUUGCCCGUGGAAUGUUCAACCCAAAUUAUGCUCUAUUUAUUCCCGUCGCUUCGGAUCGUACGACAUUUCACCCCAAUCGCCUCAGUGGAGUUAACCAGGAACAUCUGAUGUUCUUCAAGUUUAUUGGGCGUAUUAUUGGCAAGGCUUUAUAUGAAGGUCGGGUUCUUGAUUGUCACUUCAGCCGUGCCGUCUACAAACGCAUUCUUGGGAAAUCGGUCUCGAUCAAGGAUAUGGAAACUCUUGAUCUUGACUAUUACAAAUCACUUCUCUGGAUGCUAGAAAACGACAUUACCGAUAUUCUUACCGAGAACUUUUCAGUUGAGGUAGAGGAUUUUGGUGAAAAGCAAGUCAUCGAUCUUAUCGAAAACGGACGUAAUAUUCCAGUCACUCAGGAGAAUAAGGAAGAGUAUGUUCAACUGGUCGUUGAGCACAGAUUAGUCGGCUCUGUUAAAGAACAGCUGGAUAAUUUCUUAAAGGGUUUCCAUGACAUUAUACCCGCAGACCUAAUUUCCAUUUUCAAUGAACAAGAAUUGGAGCUGCUGAUAUCCGGGCUUCCCGAGAUUGAUGUUGAUGAUUGGAAGAGCAAUACCGACUACCACAACUAUUCUGCUUCGUCUGCUCAGAUACAGUGGUUCUGGAGAGCCGUUCGCUCGUUCGAUAAGGAAGAGCGUGCCAAGUUGCUUCAGUUUGUCACAGGGACCAGCAAAGUUCCCCUUAACGGCUUCAGGGAACUUGAAGGUAUGAAUGGGUUUAGCAAGUUCAAUAUCCACAGGGAUUACGGUAAUAAAGACAGAUUGCCAAGUUCACACACUUGUUUCAACCAACUUGAUCUGCCGGAGUAUGAAAGCUAUGAAACACUCCGACAACGCCUCUACAUAGCAAUGACAGCUGGUAGCGAAUAUUUCGGAUUUGCACUCGGUAUCGAGUUGACAAGGGUUAUGGUACUGCAGUACUCGAAUCAGGAAACCAGUGUGACUAUUGGAGAAAGUGUCAGAGACGAAGAUGUUUUUAUUUUGCAAUCAACACGACCUAACGACAUCAACGAUGGCCUCAUGGAGUUACUGAUUAUGAUCAACGCCUGCAAGACUGCCUCAGCAAGACGCAUUACUGCUGUUAUUCCUAAUUUUCCGUAUGCCCGCCAAGACAAGAAAGACAAAAGUCGUGCGCCCAUUACGGCAAAACUCAUGGCCAAUAUGCUUCAAACAGCCGGAUGCAAUCAUGUCAUUACUAUGGACCUACACGCCUCGCAGAUCCAAGGGUUUUUUAAUGUGCCCGUAGAUAAUCUCUACGCUGAGCCAAGCAUGUUGCGCUGGAUUCGGCAGAACCUUGACGUGACCAAUUGCGUUAUUGUUAGCCCUGACGCAGGCGGCGCCAAACGAGCAACGGCUAUUGCAGAUCGGUUGGAUCUUCAGUUUGCUUUGAUCCACAAGGAGCGACCUCGCCCAAACGAGGUCUCACGCAUGGUCCUUGUUGGAAGUGUCAAGGACAAAACCGCCAUCAUUGUCGAUGACAUGGCCGAUACUUGUGGUACACUGGUAAAAGCGGCCAGCACUCUUAUUGACAACGGCGCGAAAGAAGUACUUGCAAUUGUUACGCACGGGAUUCUUAGCGGGAAGGCCAUAGAGACGCUCAAUACUGGUCGGUUAAGCCGCAUUGUGGUCACCAAUACCGUCCCGCACGAGGAGAAGAAACUGUUGUGUGACAAGAUUGAGACGGUUGACAUCAGCCCCGUAUUAGCAGAGGCUUGUCGACGAACGCAUAACGGAGAGUCAGUGAGCUUUUUGUUUUCGCAUGCGGUGUCAUAG
Ophidiomyces ophidiicola is the source of this 12855-nucleotide messenger RNA. RefSeq names its product E3 ubiquitin-protein ligase tom1 (gene TOM1). NCBI's taxonomy places the organism in Eukaryota, Fungi, Ascomycota, Eurotiomycetes, Onygenales, Onygenaceae. The coding region runs from base 1 to 12855 and encodes 4284 amino acids. Gene Ontology annotation, molecular function: magnesium ion binding; ubiquitin-protein transferase activity; ribose phosphate diphosphokinase activity. The record is from RefSeq and is a predicted model, not a curated record. Gene Ontology annotation, biological process: protein polyubiquitination; proteasome-mediated ubiquitin-dependent protein catabolic process; positive regulation of protein catabolic process. The transcript is spliced from 7 exons.